GGAGUCUCGACCUUGACCACUACCUCAUUCUCGGACCAUGGAAAUACGUGACGACCAACUAAACCACAUAGGCACUACGGAAGAGCUUGUUCCGUCACAGUCAGCUCUCCCGUCAGACGACCCAGCAGACAAGGCAUCCCGUAAGCGCGAACGCGAGCUGUCAAUGGAACCCGCGACACCUCACAGGACGCCAGCAGAAAUCGAGUCCGAGAAUUCGGAUCCCAAGGACAGGAGGACACCGGCCAAGAAGAACCGCACAAGCACACAGCUGGAUGCGACCGAGGAGGAGGAGGAGGAGGAGUCUGGCUCCGGGGUGAGCGAGUCGCCACCGACUGAGUCCAAGAUCAGGCAGAUCAGCCAGGGAGUUGAGGAUAUGACAUGGAAACACAUCCGCAAGGACAGCACCUCCGAACGAGACCACGAGAUGGACGUACACAACGCCGAGACAAAGACAGAUCACCAAAUAACAACCGAGGUGAGCGACACUCAUGAGGGCGUUGCUGCUCAGCGGGGGGACGAUCUCGAAGAAGAGCCGAUCAAGGCGAAGGUAGCGGGAGGCGAUGAGGUCGCUGUUCCCCCGGUCUUGCUGCAGGGCGAAAAUCCACCGCAGAUCAUAGACAAUGUCGGCGAAGACGAACACGCCGGCCAGGCUGAUCCAGCUGAGGUGCCGCCGGAUGCUCAGCCCUCCGACCCUGCUCCCCUCUUCGACAAUCCCGAGGUGCACCCAGAGGUCUCGGCCACCUCUGCCAUUCCACCCGUGCCCCCAUCUUCAUCACCCCACUCACGUCGCAGCUCAGAGUCUGAGGCCGAGGCCGAGAAGGGGCUGAAGCGAAAGCUUCGAGACCGGACGGUCAGUGAAAGAUUUGUUCCAGGCGAGGUUGAGGAGCAUACCAGUGCGACCGCUCCCAAGGCUGGGGCAACUAAGCGUCAGCGAGACGAUGCAGAUUCUGACGCGAAUCCGCGUGUCACCAAACGGCCGACACCCCCGCCUGAGGAGUCAGAGGGAAACACAGAGAAGGUGGAGACGUCACCGUCUCACAGCAACACAACGCCGGCGACUCCAUCCACUUCCAAGAUCAGUGGCUUUAUGGCGUAUGCAUCCACUAGCUCCCCAUUCGCGUCGGUUGCAGGCCCCAGCGUCUUCAACAAGUCCAAGACACCUCCAGCCUCAAGCAGUCCGUUCGCAUCGACUUCUACCUCAUUUGCCUCGGCAUUCGCCACCACCCCGUCCAGCUCACCAACUAAGUCAUCUACCAAUUCCUCAGAGACGCCUCUCCCUCAGAAGCGUACAGGCUUCGAAGCUUUCGCAUCCACCUCAUCUCCGUUCGCCAGCGUCGCCAAGCGACCUAAAUCGCCCCCGCCACCGGCGUUUGGCGGUCUCGCACGCAGCCGCUCGCCCUCGCGCCAUCCAACCUCGACGCGUUCGGGGAACGCUUUCUCCGCCAGCGCGUUCUCGGCUUACGCUGCAGGGGGUGCGCAAGGCUUCUCAGCGUCAAAGCCUCGGUCCGAGCGAGCAAGCCCUGCGCCAAGUGAAGGCUCGACGAGAGGCACCAGCGUGUUUGACGCGGGUACUAAAGACGACGCCGAGGAAGAGAGUGGUAAUGGCGCGGUCAGCUUUAGCGAGCGUUUGCGAUCACAUAAAGACGACGAAGAUAGCGAGGAGAGUGACCGCGUGAAGUUGACUGAGCAAGAAGUGCACACGGGCGAGGAGGAUGAGGAGACGAUGUACCAAGUUCGGGGCAAACUCUACGCGCUGAGCGCUCAGAACCAAUGGAAGGAGCGUGGGACAGGUAUGCUCAAGCUCAACGUUCGCAGAGAGGACGGCACGGGUGCUCGUUUAAUCAUGCGCAAAGAGGCUGUCUACACAGUUCUUCUGAACGCGACGCUAUUCAAGGGCAUGAAGUGCUUCAUCGCGCAAGAUCCCCGCUACAUACGGUUUAGCGUCUUCGAGAGUGGUACUGCAACGCACUACAACCUCAGGGUCCAGUCAGCCAAGGCUGCUGAAGAGCUUAUAGACGAGAUCAACUCGCACAUCCCUGGGGAGUGAACUCUGACCGUGAACCAUCCGCUGAUUACCGGAUGAGGACAUGGGACUCGACCACGCUGAUAUGUGUUAUAUAAGCUACGAAUGCCGUGCACCUUUUUGUCUCUGCUAUAUCACACCGAUUCCACUUGCAUUUGACGUUUUCCAGAUCUCAGAAUACUAAGCGAACCUCAUACCAUGACGACUCUGUGUGGACAUGUGCGCUGAACGUUGAACGGUCCAUGGCGGCUACUUUGACACGUCAGAGCUCCGAUGUGACCGCUAGGCAGGCGACUGCUUACACGUAUACCAGAUGGUCGAAUGUUUCAGUGCAGAUUUUUUGUAGUGAGUCGGACGCGGUAAACAUGCGGUUCGGCGGUUCGGAUAUACACACUGA
Rhodofomes roseus is the source of this 2420-nucleotide messenger RNA. RefSeq lists its product as uncharacterized. The transcript has 7 exons. NCBI's taxonomy places the organism in Eukaryota, Fungi, Basidiomycota, Agaricomycetes, Polyporales, Fomitopsidaceae. Bases 38 to 2047 code for a protein of 669 amino acids. The record is from RefSeq and is a predicted model, not a curated record. Gene Ontology annotation, biological process: intracellular transport. Gene Ontology annotation, molecular function: GTPase activator activity. Gene Ontology annotation, cellular component: cytoplasm; nuclear pore.